UAUUGUUUACGUUCUGCUGAACAGAUAAAGGUAUCCAAAAAUGUCAUGCUAUCCAAACGGGAUAAAAGAGAAAAGAUCUGUUGAAUUAACUUGUCGCAUAUGUCUCACAGAACGGGACCAGUAUCAGCCAAUAUUCGAGAAUGGCGAUCGUUGCAUUGCUGAUUGGAUUCAAGAACUCACAUCGUUGGAGAUUCAUAAAAUUCCGGACGCCCCUGCUUCCUUAUGUUUCGAAUGUAGGUCACAUUUAGAAGCGUAUGAAUCCUUCCGAAACACAUGUAUUGCAAAUGAUAAGUUGUUCAAGGAAAUAUAUUUGGAUAAUGUGCCCCAGGACGAUAGUGAAUGUGGCACUGCAAAAAUUGAAACUAUAUUGAAAUUUGAAGACUCUGAAACGAUAACGGGUGAUGAUGAUCAAGAUGAAAAGUAUGCAGUGGCCCCGGAACAGCUACAGUACGAUGAAGGCUCCGUCUUUAAUGUUGAAUGCAAUCAGAAAAUAGAUUUUUUGAGUGAUCAAAACGCGAAUGACAAAAUCUCAGACAUCCGGGUUGUCAAACCAGGUCAUAAAGACUUCAACGAACGAAACGAUGGUAGCCCAGCGAAAGGACGCCCCAAAAAAUUAUGUACUGUUUGUAACAAGUUUGUUGCUAGGUUAAGCCGGCAUCAGCUUAUACAUGAAAAUAGAAAACCUUUUCUAUGUGAAUUUUGUUCCAAAGGAUUUAACCAUAUGAGCAACCUCAGAGAACACACAAAAACACAUACAUCGGAAUUUGUAGACUCCAAAAAGGACGAUGAAAAGUUAAUGGGAAAUGAUAAUCAGGAAGAAAACUAUGCAGAGGCCCCGGGACAAUUACAGUGUGAUGAAGACGCCUUUAAUGGUGAAUGCAAUCAGAAAAUAGAUUUCUCGUGUGAUCAAAAAGAUGGUAAUCCAGCGAAAGGACGCCCCAAAAGACUAUGUACAGUUUGCAACAAGUUCGUUGCUAGGUUAAGCCGGCAUCAGCUUAUACAUAAAAAGAUAAAACUUUUUCAAUGUGAAUUUUGUUCCAGAGGAUUCAAUCAUAUGAGCAACCUCAAAAAACACACAAAAACACAUACAUCGAAUUUUGAAGACUCUGAAAAGGAUGAUGAAAAGAUAACGGGAGAUGAUGAUCAGGGAGAAAAGUCCCCGGGACAGUUACAGUGUGAUGAAGACAAUAAGCGAAACGAUGGUAUCCCAGCGAAAGGACGCCCCAAAAAACUAUGUACUGUUUGCAACAAGUUCGUUGCUAGGUUAAACCGGCAUCAGCUUAUACAUAAAGAAAUAAGACUUUUUCAAUGUGAAUUUUGUUCCAAAGGAUUCAACCAUAUGAGCAAUUUUAAAGAACACACAAAAACACAUAUAAUGAAACUUAUAGACUCUGAAAAGGACGAUGAAAUGAUAAUGAAAGAUGGUGAUCAGGAAGAAAAUUAUGCAGUGGCCCCGGUACAGUUACAGUGUGAUGAAGACUCCGCCUUAAAUAGUAAUUGCAAUCAGAAAAUCGAUUUUUUAGGUGAUCAAAACGCGAAAGGCAAAACCUCAGACAUCCGGGUUGUCAAACCAGUUCAUGAAGACUUCAACGAGCGAAACGAUAGCCGUCCAGUUUUAACGAAACAACGCCCCAAAAAACUAUGCACUGUUUGCAACAAGUUUGUUGCUAGGUUGAGCCGGCAUCGGCUUAUACAUAAAAAUAUAAAACUUUUACAAUGUGAGUUUUGUUCCAAAGGAUUCAACCAUAUGGGCAGCCUCAAAAAACACAUUCGGACACACACUAAGGAAAAACCAUAUUUAUGUAACUGGUGUGAUAAGGGUUUUACAACAUCAACGGAUCUGAAGGUUCACGUACGGAGUCACACACAGGAGAAGCCGUACGGGUGCGAUCAAUGUGGGAAAUGUUUCACAACGUCCGGUCAUCUGUUGAGACACACUCGAUCUCAUCACAGCGGGGAGAAACUUUACUCGUGAGAUUUCACAAACGGUUACAUUAAUUAGGAUAUCGUUAUAGUUGUCCCGUUUGUGAAAAUAAAAUCAUGCAAGCGGAUUCUUUGAAGGUACAGAAAUGUGAUUUGUAAAACAUGGAUUAUGUAG
This is a messenger RNA of Toxorhynchites rutilus septentrionalis, 2098 nucleotides long. Its product is annotated as zinc finger protein 184-like. The record is from RefSeq and is a predicted model, not a curated record. Gene Ontology annotation, cellular component: nucleus. Gene Ontology annotation, biological process: regulation of DNA-templated transcription. Bases 41 to 1975 code for a protein of 644 amino acids. Gene Ontology annotation, molecular function: RNA polymerase II cis-regulatory region sequence-specific DNA binding; DNA-binding transcription factor activity, RNA polymerase II-specific; zinc ion binding. NCBI's taxonomy places the organism in Eukaryota, Metazoa, Arthropoda, Insecta, Diptera, Culicidae. The transcript is spliced from 2 exons.